This is a messenger RNA of Candidozyma auris, 429 nucleotides long. RefSeq names its product Mlc1p (gene MLC1). Gene Ontology annotation, cellular component: myosin II complex. The record is from RefSeq and is a predicted model, not a curated record. The transcript has 2 exons. Gene Ontology annotation, molecular function: calcium ion binding. Bases 1 to 429 code for a protein of 142 amino acids. Gene Ontology annotation, biological process: mitotic actomyosin contractile ring assembly. NCBI's taxonomy places the organism in Eukaryota, Fungi, Ascomycota, Pichiomycetes, Serinales, Metschnikowiaceae.
AUGUCCAACAACAAAACAUACAAAGAUGCGUUUGCCCUUUUCGACAAAAAAGGCACGGGCAAGAUCCCCGUGGAGCACUUGGGGGACUUAUUGAGAGCUGUGGGCCAGAACCCCACUUUGGCUGAGAUCUCUGAGUUGCAGAGCACCAUCAAGGCUCCCGAAUUUGAUUUCGAGACGUACGAGAAGAUCAUCAACAGACCCGAUGGAUUCAAGCCUCUCGGGCUCCCUGAGGACUACAUCAAGGGCUUCCAGGUGUUUGACAAGGAGCAGACCGGUUACAUUGGUGUGGGUGAAUUGAGAUACAUUUUGACGUCGAUUGGGGAGAAAUUAACUGACGCCGAGGUGGACGAGUUGUUGAAGGGCGUGAACGUGACUGCUGAGGGCAACGUGGACUACGUUGAGUUUGUCAAGUCGAUCUUGGACCAGUAA